AUGUCCACGUCCACGUCCAUGUCCAAUAUGGCAGGCAGGUCCGCAGCCAUGACCGUGACACAGGAGAAAAAACGAAUGAGAAGACGGCAGAGUGGCCCACGAGGAGCGUUUAAGAGAACAAGACUGCUUCCGCCUUGCCACGCGAAUCGAGCGCCCCCCACCCCUCCCCAACGACCACGCCCCUUUCAGCUGCCGCGGUUCGUGUCUCGGCUACGGCUGAGGCUGAGGCGAACAACAGAGAGAGACAACCAUAGAGUCGACUCUGCAAGGCAGCACCAGGUCAGAGGCCAGAGAGGGAUGAACAUACGGAGAGCUCAGUGCGCUAGAAGGUCCCCAGAAGGUGCCGCCUGUCGAUCCCCUGCAAGCGCUUCAUGGUCCAGAAUGAGACUUUGGUAAGGGUGUUCAAAUGUAUGUAUGGACAUAUGUCCAUGUUUGUCUUAGACAAAGUAUACGCUAAGGCUGUUAGUGUUCUGGCACUAAAACAAUUCGUAGGCUAAUGCGAAUAAAUGCUGGAAAUAUAUUGUAUGCCUUUUCUUGGAAACUUA
Drosophila persimilis is the source of this 545-nucleotide messenger RNA. RefSeq lists its product as uncharacterized. NCBI's taxonomy places the organism in Eukaryota, Metazoa, Arthropoda, Insecta, Diptera, Drosophilidae. The transcript has 5 exons. Bases 1 to 396 code for a protein of 131 amino acids. The record is from RefSeq and is a predicted model, not a curated record.